Messenger RNA from Sphaerulina musiva SO2202, 485 nucleotides. RefSeq lists its product as uncharacterized. Lineage: Eukaryota; Fungi; Ascomycota; Dothideomycetes; Mycosphaerellales; Mycosphaerellaceae. The record is from RefSeq and is a predicted model, not a curated record. Bases 27 to 473 code for a protein of 148 amino acids. The transcript has a single exon.
CGCCUGGUGUUCCUCUUACGGUAGCAAUGGCCAUAUCGAAAAAGAUGAGGGACAUCACAGACAGAUCUCGACUGUGGUCGCAAGUUCUGAAGUUGUUGAAGAAGAUUCCGCAAGACAGCCUGGUACUCUUGAUGUUUCUGACAUCUAUUGCUCGCCGACUGGAGCAGGGAGGCAUGACCAUUGAUGGCCAUGAGCCUUCUCGACACCUACUCAAGGGGCUAUGGCCUUGCGCUCUGGCUUCAUCAGAAGAUCCCUUGGCAGGUCAGCGAAUCUCGAGGCUCUUAGUACAGCACUGCGACGAUUUUCCGGCCGCAUUUCCUGUCGUGCUCCAAGCCGUCAACUAUCGCUUUGCGAGUGGCAAAAGAUAUAAUGUGCUGGCCCUGAUAGCCGAGAACAAGAGAUACAAGACAGGGACGCGUGGAGUACACGAGAUAGCAAUGGCCGAACAUAGUCAUAGACCCUUUCAAUGGUAAAGAUAAUUGAAC